Cucumis melo (muskmelon) is the source of this 703-nucleotide messenger RNA. Its product is annotated as protein HIGH ARSENIC CONTENT 1, mitochondrial. The record is from RefSeq and is a predicted model, not a curated record. The transcript has 6 exons. Lineage: Eukaryota; Viridiplantae; Streptophyta; Magnoliopsida; Cucurbitales; Cucurbitaceae. Gene Ontology annotation, molecular function: catalytic activity. The coding region runs from base 100 to 483 and encodes 127 amino acids.
CUUGAUCAUUUAUAAAAUCUUUUAGUUCUUAAGGAAUGGAACCAAUCUUACAAGGAAGAGGCAAAGCUGAAGCAAAGAAUCUCUUUGCUAUUUCAAAAGAUGGAGAGGACAGUCGAUGUUCAAGUUGCCAAAGAUCUCUUAGAAAAGGGUCACCUCUACUUGGAUGUCAGGACAGUUGAAGAGUAUAACAAAGGCCAUGUCGAGAAUGCACUAAAUGUUCCUUACAUGUUCUUAACCCCAGAAGGUCGAGUAAAGAAUCCCGACUUUCUAGCACAAGUUACAUCCAUAUUGAAGAAGGAAGAUCAUAUAGUAGUGGCUUGCAAUAGUGGUGGUAGAGGCCUUCGCGCUUGCGUCGAUCUUCUUAACGCGGGCUUCGAGCAUGUGAAUAACAUGGGAGGAGGCUACUCUGCUUGGGUUGAUAGUGGAUUUGCUGGUGAGAAACCACCUGAAGAACUCAAAAUAGCUUGCAAGUUCCGAGGUUGAGUCUUCGGAACAGACUACCAAACUCAUCUUCAUUUAUGCCAUCCUUUACAAAAUUUGAUCAUAAAUUCCAUAUUUCUGGAAGUUAGAGUACUUCCAAGGAGUUGUUAUAAGCUUGAACUCAGUGAAUAAUGUUUUAGUUCCUGUAUUUCUGAAGGUUUCACUGUCUGUUGUACAAAAGAAAAAGUUUCAGAAGUUCAAAUUUCUUCUUCUUUCGGCUCCA